Messenger RNA from Monosiga brevicollis MX1, 1678 nucleotides. RefSeq lists its product as uncharacterized. NCBI's taxonomy places the organism in Eukaryota, Choanoflagellata, Craspedida, Salpingoecidae. Gene Ontology annotation, biological process: cell differentiation; positive regulation of transcription by RNA polymerase II. The record is from RefSeq and is a predicted model, not a curated record. Gene Ontology annotation, molecular function: RNA polymerase II cis-regulatory region sequence-specific DNA binding; protein dimerization activity; DNA-binding transcription factor activity, RNA polymerase II-specific. The transcript is spliced from 6 exons. Bases 214 to 1449 code for a protein of 411 amino acids.
AACGCGUAGCUGAGACGGACCCCAAACGGAACUUGUACGGAAUAUUCAUCGUGAUUUAUCGGAUACCAAAAAUACCAACUGCACACAGCGACGCCGUUUGAACCUGGCUCAACGUCUGAUGCAGGCGAUCCUGUGACCAGUGUUCGGAUUACCCCCUUGAAACGCGAUCUGGUUUUUGCGACGCCGCGACUAACAGCUGCAGCACCCUUCAAGAUGCCCAAAGGCAAGCGUCGUGUUGAUAUCGAGUACCUGGAGAACGAACGUGCACGCCAGGUCACCCUGAACAAGCGCAAGUAUGGUCUGUUCAAAAAGGCGCAGGAACUGGCCAUCCUGUGCGGGUGUGAGAUUGGCAUUAUCAUUUACGACUGGAAGGACCGCAGCUACCUCUACUCGAGCAAGAGCAUUAGUGACACGCUCACCCGCCUGGCCAAGGACCAGGCGGCACCCCUCGAUGCCCACGACUCGGCAACCAUGGCCAAGUUGAUUGAGAAACGGGAGGGUGCGGUACGCAAAAGCAAUGGCAAACGCUCGCACGACAACUCGGAUGAUGAAGAUCUGGAUGACAACCUGACGGUCGACACCUCAGUGCCCGCAAACCCGGAAGUGCAGCGUGCUGCCUUCUCGGCCGUCGAGCGUCUGGACAGCCAUGGCAGCACGGCCAGCGGCGCCAGUCUGACCGUUCAAACCAACAUACCUGAUGCCACCAUGAAGCAAGCCUCCAUGCCCAAACCCCUCUCCGCCCUCAAUGAUUUUGCGUCCACCAUUCAAAUCAAGCAGCCCGUGACCAAGAAGCCAAAGAGUUUUCGCGAGGCCGACCUGCACCUUCCUCUGGGCCCCUCCACGGACAGUACUUUUCAGACGAAUGCCAAUACCUUUCCCAGCAAUCCGGGGCUCCCGGACUACAAUCUCGCAACACCCCGUGCCGUCUUCAAUUCGCCCAACUUUGCACAUGGAGCCUUCUCCAGCGACUCGGCCGGUGACCUGCUCUUAUCAACCUCCUUCUUGAGCACCCUGAACGUUGGCUUUACGCCUGAAGUCAACACUGACAUCACCGCCUCGGCUACCAACCUCAAAUCGGCUCAGCACAAACAUCUUGAGUCGCAAUUUGCCGGGGCUUUGAAUUCGGCUGAAACAAAGCCUGGCGAAACAGGUGCCGCCACUGCCAACCUAUCGCCAACUUCACUUGUACAGCUCAAAACGCCUGACAUGAUGAAGCUUAGGGAGGUGGUCAACACUUUGGACAGUACGCCCAGCCUCACCACACCCAAUCUCUCUACACCCAACCUCUCUGGAAUUUUGACUGGCCGAACCAUCUCCGCCACGGACUUGGAAGGCAUCGAUGCUUUGGCCCGAUUAUCUUCAGGCGACACAGCUGAGCUUGCAGCCAUCGCCACAUCGCGUACAAAUGCCCUGGCAAGGCAGCAAGACGCGGCCGAGACCAGCGACUGACCGCCUACACCCGUCCUCUCGCCCCUACUGUUUCUGCCCAUGCCAUGCCAUCAACAGGCGGUGCUGUGCGCCACCCCCUCAUUGCUCGAGACUGACUUGCUCAGACCUGGUGCUGAGUAUCUUAGCUCCCCACUCGUCGCAAGAGUAACAACACAGAGUGUGAACCCAAACGGUUGAACCGCCACAACGAAAAUAUGCGAACAAUCUUCAUAAUUGAACUUGUCAUGUC